GGUGAAGAUAGAAAUUGAGUAGGAGAGGCUAAGCGAUGCCAAAAGCAUAUGGCAUUAUGUAUUGUGCUUCACUACUCUUUUACACACCCACCGACAAAUCUAGAUUUGGGUUAUAUUACAUUGUCCAAUCCUCAAGGGCCGACGAUAAACCGGAGGGCAUGGACGAAUGUCUGAAAAAAUCCGGAGCUGCACCAGACGACAUUUCAGCCAGACCUCGUAAAAAUACCAAUGAAGUAAGAUGUUUUUGGAAAUGCAUGCUAGAAAAACACGGUAUGAUUGAUGGAUCUGGUGCUAUUAAUACAGAUAUAUUCGAAAAAGCUUUUCCAAAAGCAGCUGCACACUACGAUGAUGCUACGAUAGCAACAUUGAAGACCUGUAUCGGUGCCAUCGACAAAAUUGCAACCUGUGACGAUACGAAUAAAAUACGUGAGUGUCUAACGAAAGCUGAAAAAGCCUAAGAAUUUAUUAUCUGCUUUUAAAUAGAAAAACUAAUUAGUUUAUUUCUUGAUAAUUGUAUGUUUUAUUAUUUCGUUUUUGGAAUAAAUUUAAUCUUUAUAGACUAUAAAAUAAAUAUAAUAAAUACAUAAGUAAAUAAAUAAAUGUACAAUAAAAACAAAUAUAUUAUAAAAUAUUA
Messenger RNA from Diabrotica virgifera virgifera (western corn rootworm), 634 nucleotides. RefSeq lists its product as uncharacterized. Bases 36 to 458 code for a protein of 140 amino acids. Gene Ontology annotation, molecular function: odorant binding. The transcript is spliced from 2 exons. The record is from RefSeq and is a predicted model, not a curated record. NCBI's taxonomy places the organism in Eukaryota, Metazoa, Arthropoda, Insecta, Coleoptera, Chrysomelidae.